AUGCUUUCCCGAUCCAGGAUUACUGACGAGGACCAUCCUUUAAGUCAAGGGAAGGCCAGCGUCUGGAAUACUUAUUUCCAGGAUAUUGAGACCAUAGAACAAAUAGACAAAGAUGUCAAGCGUACACAUCCAGAUAUACCGUUUUUCUCUGCUGAAUCAUCUUUUGCGCGCUCUAAUCAGGAAUCUAUGAAGAAUAUAUUGCUUGUGUUUGCCAAGUUAAAUCAAGGAAUCAGAUAUGUUCAAGGGAUGAACGAAAUUUUGGCACCCAUCUUCUAUGUAUUCCGUAACGACCCUGAUGAAGAUAGUUCAUCUCAUGCUGAAGCUGAUGCAUUCUUCUGCUUUGUUGAACUGUUAAGUGGAUUUCGUGACUUCUAUUGUCAACAACUUGACAAUAGUGUGGUUGGAAUCCGGUCCGCAAUAACAAGGCUUUCGCAACUUGUUAGGAAGCAUGAUGAGGAACUUUGGCGUCAUCUAGAGAUCACCACGAAAGUAAACCCACAGUUUUAUGCAUUUAGGUGGAUCACUCUCCUCCUUACACAAGAGUUUAGUUUCUUCGACUGUCUUCACAUAUGGGAUGCACUCUUAAGCGACCCUGAAGGUCCUCUGGAAAGCUUACUGGGGAUAUGUUGUGCGAUGCUGGUACUGGUGAGGAGGAGGUUGAUCGCUGGAGAUUUCACAUCGAAUAUGAAAUUGCUUCAACACUAUCCAACUACCAACAUCAGCCAUCUCUUGUAUGUAGCUAAUAAGCUCCGUUCCAAAAUGUUACUCUAA
Molecule: messenger RNA, 771 nt
Organism: Eruca vesicaria subsp. sativa (arugula)
Lineage: Eukaryota; Viridiplantae; Streptophyta; Magnoliopsida; Brassicales; Brassicaceae
Source: the annotation of a GenBank genome assembly